Molecule: messenger RNA, 1974 nt
Organism: Mesitornis unicolor (brown roatelo)
Lineage: Eukaryota; Metazoa; Chordata; Aves; Mesitornithiformes; Mesitornithidae
Product: WD repeat and HMG-box DNA-binding protein 1-like
Biological process (GO): mitotic cell cycle; DNA repair; DNA-templated DNA replication
Cellular component (GO): nuclear replication fork
Molecular function (GO): chromatin binding; protein binding
Source: RefSeq, a predicted model, not a curated record
AUGCCUUCCACGCAAAAGCCGAUGCGGUACGGCCAUACCGAGGGCCACACGGAUGUCUGCUUCGAUGACACUGGGAGCUGCAUUGUAACUUGUGGGAGUGAUGGAGAUGUGAGGAUUUGGGAAAACCUGGACGAUGAUGAUCCCAAGUCCAUUAAUGUGGGAGAAAAGGCCUAUUCUUGCGCUCUAAAGAAUGGCAGACUGAUCACGGCAGUAUCGAACAAUACUGUUCAGAUACAUACAUUUCCUGAAGGAGCUCCAGAUGGCAUCCUUACUCGUUUCACCACGAAUGCAAACCACGUUGUCUUUAACAGCAACGGUACCAAAGUUGCUGCUGGAUCAAGUGACUUUAUGGUCAAAGUUGUGGAGGUGGCGGAUAGCAGCAAGCAGAAGACAUUCCGAGGACAUGAUGCUCCUGUUUUAAGCCUGUCUUUUGACCCUAAAGAUGUUUACCUGGCAUCAGCAAGCUGUGAUGGUUCUGUCAGAGUAUGGAAAAUGGCAGAUCAGACAUGCACGACAAGCUGGCCACUGCUGCAGAAAUGUAAUGAUGUGAUAAAUGCUAAAUCAAUAUGCAGGCUUGGCUGGCAACCUGGCAGCGGGAAGUUGCUGGCAAUUCCUGUUGAUAAAGUUGUUAAGCUUUACAGAAGAGAAACUUGGGAGAGUCAGUUCGAUCUGUCAGAUACAUUCAUCACACAGUCCUUGAAUGUUGUGGCCUGGUCUCCUUGUGGGCAGUACUUGGCAGCUGGAAGUGUGGAUGGGAGUAUAGUGGUGUGGAAUAUGGAAACCCAGGAAUGCAUAGAGAGGAUGAAGCAUGAGAAAAACUACUCAAUUUGUGGACUGGCAUGGCACCCCAAAUACAAGCAAAUUGCUUAUACAGAUACUGAAGGAAAUCUGGGGUUGUUGGAAAAUGUCGGUGAUGGAAAGAAACCAAAUGACAAGGUUGCCAGUGCAGUGACAAAAGAUUACAAUGAUCUCUUUGAUGGAGAAGAUGACGACUAUUUAAAUGGAGAUGUGAUUGAACCACAGUCUUCCCCGACAGCUGGAGCUAAUGAAGAUGAUGGUGACGAUGAUGACCUUGUGCUGACUUCAGGCCAUCUGAGACGGGCAAUAAUUGAUGAUGAUGAUAACUCGCUAGAUAUUGGGCUGAUAAAAGCUAGUUCCAGUCUUCUUGAAAAGGACGUCGAUGAUGAUGAUGAUCACACUGGUGGCUUUCCAGCUUUACCACCGUCAUCUACACAGCAGCCUUUCUACGAUGGGCCAAGGCCAACCCCCAGGCAAAAGCCGUUCCAGUCAGGCUCCACUCCUGCACAUCUCAUGCAUCGUUUCAUGGUAUGGAAUUCUGUUGGUAUCAUUCGCUGUUACAAUGAUGAGCAAGACAACGCUAUAGAUAUAGAAUUUCAUGAUACCUCCAUACAUCAUGCAACGCACCUGCCAAACUCUCUGAACCACACGAUGGCCGACCUCUCUACUGAAGCUGUUUUACUUGCCUGUGAGAGUACAGAGGAAUUUGCAAGCAAGCUCCACUGCAUUCAUUUUAGCUCAUGUGAUGCAAACAAGGAGUGGACAGUGGAUAUGCCAAAGGAUGAGGACAUUGAAGCCAUCUGUCUUGGCCAAGGCUGGGCUGCUUGUGCCACCAGUGCCCUGUUGGUUCGUGUCUUUACAGUGGGGGGAGUUCAGAAAGAGAUCUUCAGUUUUCCAGGUCCCGUGGUGUCUAUGGCAGGACAUGGAGAGCAGUUGAUAAUUAUUUAUCACAGAGGUACUGGCUUUGAUGGGGAUCAGUGCCUCGGAGUACAGCUGAUGGAGCUAGGAAAAAAGAAAAAACAAAUUUUGCAUGGAGACCCUCUUUCUCUUACGAAGAAAUCCUAUUUGGUAUGGGUUGGAUUCUCUGCAGAAGGUACAAAUACCUGCAUGAGUGACGCUGAGAAAUCUUGACUGAAAAUCUUGGGGGGAAUUUUGGAGGAGAAUCUGGCUAAUUAA